Molecule: messenger RNA, 3920 nt
Organism: Thamnophis sirtalis
Lineage: Eukaryota; Metazoa; Chordata; Lepidosauria; Squamata; Natricidae
Source: RefSeq, a predicted model, not a curated record
CUGCUGCUGCUGCUCCCCUUCUUCCCCCCGGCGUCCAUGUAGAAGCAUUUAGGGGACACACCACCACCCCCCGGCCCACCUCCGGCCGAUUACUUUCCCAGCCCGAUGCGGAUUUGGUGCUCAGCGCCUGCAGACCUUCGGCUCCCUUUUCCCAGGCAGUGCAGACUACUGGAGAGCCCGAUUCACCGAAAAUAUGUAUGAACAAGGAGCUUGAAAGAUGCACAGUUGAACAAAGGCUUCAGCAUGGAGAAGAUGCAGAUCAAACAGUCAUGAGCCAUGACUCCUGUUCUCGUACAAAAACUGAAAACAUGACCGCUUGGCAGAAUGGCUUGGGAAAUGCCACCUCUGUUAUCUGUAUAGUAAUGGAUAAUAAAGAAUCAGGGAGCAGUACUACCUCUUUAUGUCAUCAUGGGGGGAUCAGCACAAAUAACAAAAACGGAAAUAACAAUCAGGACGAUAAAACCAGUCCUUCCAAAAUAAUGCAUUUUUUCCCCACUCCCCGCAAGAGGUCCAGCUCCAACGUAGAGCGGCCUCGUUCAGUUAUACUUAUGGGGAACUCGUCAACAUGGAAUGCUUUGUCUUCCCUUAGAAAAAUGGGAUCUUUCAAGAAGUUAAAAUCAUCAGUUCUCCAAGGAAUCCCAGCCAAAGAAGAUCCAGAUAGCUUAAAGGAUAGCCUGUCAGAGAACAAAACCAAGAAGUAUAUUCCAAAUAAUACAACUGUGAGAGUUCAGACAAACAGAUAUUCUUAUUCAGGGCCUUUAAAUGACAGUGCCACAGACAACACAGUGGUUUCUGAUAAUUCUGAUGGAGAGGAAGAUUCCUUCCUGAGGAACACACAUCGAUCACGCAGUAUCAGGCGUGCUUAUGCAACUGGCCGUAUAAAUUUAUUAGAUGGUGAUCAAACCCAGGACCCACAGAGCAAUACCAAAAUAGGAUCCCCUGCAUUGCAGGAAUCCCAGAUUUGUGAAAUUGUAGGGAAAGAUCCAGAAUGUCCCAAAGUGAUCUACAGGAGGAGCAAAAGCAGCGAUAACCUGAAUUUUCUCAAAAAGAGCUCGUUCAAAAGGAAGUCGACCUCAAACCUCACCGACCUCAAAGCUGUAAACGAAAAGCCUUUGCCACCAAGAACCACGAGUAUGUCGUCAACUGACUCAGACAAAACCAACAGGAACUCGGAGCGGAAAUCAAAACGUUGGAAGAGCCCAAUUAGAGCGAAGGAUUUUGACAGAGUUUUGAAACUUGUCAGCAACGUAACUGAUGGUGCUUUGAAGAAGGACUGUCCUAGGACUGAUAUUUCUUCCCCCGGUGAGCAGAACCAAAAGACAAGACCAAACAGCAGGCUCCAUGAGGACUAUUCCCGCAGGGUUUCCAGCAGCACUGAGAAUGAGAGGCGGAAGUGCCUGCCAUCCCGGCGUCACCCAGCUUCAGCUCCUUCCAGGUACACCAUCCACUGCUCUGAGGAUGACUCCACUGGAUCACCAUUUGCAUUAAGUGUUGAUGCUACAGGCCAUAGGAUGUCUUCCUGUGAACUUUCAGACUUGGUUUGUUCUCCACCUCCACUUCAAACCCCAGGAUCAAUUCCUGAUGAAGUUUUCCAUGAAGAUUUUGAUGGGUCAAAAAACCCCAGCUCAUUUACAUAUAGCACUGAGCCCCCCGACCAUCCUGCUAGACCAACCGUCCCCAAGCCUCAGAGUCUUAAUGCCGAAAGCAUCAAGUGCAACAUGGAUGUCCAUUGUCCAGACCGGUACAGUACCCUGUCGCUCAGCUCAGUGGAAAGUGAGGGAAGAGGGGAGGGGUCGUCUGCCAAGUUGGGGAAGAGUCCUGUUUGCUUCCAGGAUUCUGUGCAAGCCGUCUACUAUGACGAUACAAAUGAAGACAGUGGCAUCAGCAGCCAUUCUCAGCUGAGUCUCAACUUAGCUAUGAGUGCUGAUGAAAAGAAGGAAGAGGUUGUUACUGAUGAUCACUGGAAGAAGUUUCCAUUUCAAGAUGAAGAAAGAACAGAUGCUCAAAAAGUCCCAACCAGAAGAUGGGGUUCUGGAAAAAGAUCUCGGCCUCGACCACUCUCAGAUUAUGGCCAGUUGGCAAUUAGAAGUUCUUCCAUUCCAGAAGAUUCUAUCGCUAUGGAUUCCCAGGAAAUGGACUCUCUGGAGAAUGACAGUGAGACCAAGCCUCCCCCUGUAAAAUCUGGGACUUGUGCAGUAGCCAAUCCAAAAGCCUACAGAAGACGACCCAUCUCUGUCAUUGGUGCAAUCAGUUACUAUGAGAAUAAUCAAACGGAAGAAAUAACUGAUCUCCUUGCACAACCUGUGGCACGGCCCCCCGUACCAGCACACCAGGUUCCCCCCUACAAAGCUGUCUCAGCCAGAAUCCGCCCCUUCACCUUUUCUCAAAGUACCCCCAUUGGUCUGGAUAGAGUUGGGUGUAAGCGUCAAAUGAGAGCAUCCAAUGGUGCUGCAGAUGGUAGUGCUGAAUCUCCAGCUUUAGUCGAUGAUAAUGGCAGCGAAGAAGAUUACAGCUAUGAAGAACUCUGCCAUGCCAACCCCAGGUACUUGCAGCCUGGAGGCGAGCAGCUAGCUGUCAGUGAGCUGAUAAGUGAUGGAAAUCCGGUCUAUGCAGAGGCUCUCUGGGAUCACGUGACCAUGGAUGAUCAAGAAUUAGCCUUCAAAGCUGGAGAAGUCAUCCAAGUCCUUGAAGCUUCCAACAAAGAUUGGUGGUGGGGAAGGAAUGAAGAGAAGGAAGCAUGGUUUCCAGCCAGUUUUGUCAGACUACGAGUCAAUCAAGAAGAAUCUGUAGAAUACUGUAGUGGCCUCCAAGAUGAAGAACCAAAUGUAGAUCCUGAAAAGCAUCGCCAAAAAAUAGCAGAAAACAAAGAUCAGAUGAGAACCAAUGUAAUUCAGGAAAUAAUGAACACAGAGAGGAUUUAUAUCAAACAUCUCAAAGACAUCUGUGAGGGAUACAUUCGGCAAUGUCGCAAACACACAGGGAUGUUCACUCCAGCCCAGCUAAGCACCAUAUUUGGAAAUAUUGAAGAUAUUUAUAAAUUCCAAAGAAAAUUUUUGAAAGACCUAGAGAAGCUGUACAACAAAGAAGAGCCCCAUUUAAGUGAAAUAGGAUCCUGCUUUCUUCAGCAUCAAGAAGGAUUUGCGAUCUAUUCUGAGUAUUGUAACAAUCACCCUGGAGCCUGCCUUGAGCUCGCCAACCUGAUGAAACAGAGCAAAUAUCGCCAUUUUUUUGAAGCUUGCCGCCUCCUUCAGCAAAUGAUUGACAUUGCCAUUGAUGGUUUUCUCCUCACCCCUGUUCAGAAAAUCUGUAAAUAUCCCCUGCAGCUUGCUGAAUUAUUAAAGUACACCACUCAGGAUCAUAGUGACUAUAACAAUAUCAAGGCAGCAUAUGAAGCCAUGAAGAACGUUGCGUGCCUCAUCAAUGAACGCAAACGAAGGCUGGAAAGCAUAGACAAGAUUGCUCGCUGGCAAGUCUCCAUUGUCAACUGGGAGGGGCAAGACAUCUUAGGCAAAAGCUCUGAAUUAAUCCACUCGGGAGAAUUGACCAAAAUCUCCAAACAAGGGAAGAGUCAGCAAAGAACAUUCUUUCUUUUUGACCAUCAGCUUGUGUUCUGCAAGAAAGAUUUAUUGAGAAGAGACAUGUUGUAUUACAAAGGCCGGAUGGACAUGGACGAAAUGGAGGUGGUCGAUAUUGAGGAUGGCAAAGACAAAGACUUUAAUAUCUCUAUAAAAAAUGCUUUCAAAGUUGUAAAUAGCGCUACGGAAGAAGUUCACCUAUUUUGUGGGAAAAAGCCAGGUGAUAAAAAAAAGUGGCUGGAAGCUUGUGCAAAUGAGAGGAGACGAGUGCAAGAAGACAAAGAAAUGGAUCUAGUGAGAUACUUCAGCCCAACUACCGAUUGGUGCACACUCAACAACAAAUAG